UCCGCCCCUUCUCUCCCUCCCCCUGCUCUCUUAUUGGUUCUUCCUCAUCUAUCUUCAACACUCCCUCCACGCUUUUCCAAACUCUUCUCUUUCCCUUCAAAGUGCACACCUGAGUCCAGUCGUCAUCUGCUCGAGGAGAGGAUCUGCUUCACUGUGAUUUAAACGCAAUAGAAAGCGUCUGGCGAGUCGGUCAUGACUCAAAGCAACGGGGAGACGCGUCUCCAGCGCGGCCGCGCGCAGCAGCUACGGGACGGAAUCACCGCGCGGUCGCGGCAGGCUCGCGCUGCGGUACGCAACGUCAAGGCCGAUGACGUCAAAGGGUGCUUCCGGCGGAAUGCCUUCGUCAUUUUCACAGUCGCUGCCGUCAUCGUUGGUAUAAUCUUGGGCUUUGGACUGCGGCCGUAUAAAAUGUCAUAUCGAGAGGUGAAAUAUUUCUCUUUCCCUGGAGAGCUGCUGAUGAGAAUGCUGCAGAUGCUGGUGCUCCCUCUGCUGGUGUCCAGUCUGAUCACAGGUAUGGCAGCUCUGGACAGUCGUUCUUCAGGGAAGAUGGGCAUGAGAGCUGUAGUUUAUUAUACCACCACCACCAUCAUCGCCGUCUUCAUCGGGAUCGUCAUGGUCCUCGUUAUUCAUCCUGGACGAGGAAGCAGAGACGAAUUCACCAAACAUGAAAAAAUAGAACAAGUUAGUCCUGCAGAUGCUUUCCUGGAUCUCAUCAGAAAUAUGUUUCCUCCUAAUAUAGUGCAGGCGUGUACACAGCAGUUUAAGACGCAGUACGCCAAGCGUGUGGUGACGGUCAAGUUUACGGUGAAUGACAGCGUGUUCAGUAUGACAAACGGUUCGGAUGAACUCAAACGCGAGGAGAUGAUACCGGUUCUGGGAACGGUGAAUGGAAUCAAUGCUCUGGGUCUGGUGGUGUUCUCCAUGUGCUUCGGCCUCAUCAUUGGAAACAUGAAAGAGCAGGGUCGACCGCUGCGAGACUUCUUCGACUGUCUGAAUGAAGUCAUUAUGAGACUGGUGGCCAUUAUCAUGUGGUACGCUCCGCUGGGUAUAAUGUUCCUGAUCGCAGGAAAGAUUGUGGAGAUGGAGGAUAUAUCAAUAAUGGGCGGUCAGUUAGGCAUGUACACCAUUACCGUCAUCAUCGGCCUGUCGAUACACGCCAUCAUCGUUCUUCCGCUCUUGUACUUCCUCGUGACGCGGAAAAACCCCUUUGUGUUCAUCUCUGGUAUUCUGCAGGCCCUCGUCACGGCCCUCGGUACCUCAUCCAGCUCUGCCACGUUGCCCAUCACGUUCAAGUGUCUGGAGGAGAAUAACGGUGUGGACAAACGCGUGACGCGCUUCGUGCUGCCAGUAGGAGCCACUAUAAACAUGGACGGCACGGCGCUGUAUGAGGCUCUGGCCGCCAUCUUUAUCGCGCAGGUCAAUGACAUGGAGAUGAACUUUGGACAGAUUUUGACCAUCAGCAUCACGGCAACAGCGGCCAGUAUUGGUGCAGCUGGAAUCCCUCAGGCUGGCCUGGUUACCAUGGUGAUAGUGCUGACCUCUGUGGGCCUCCCCACCGAUGACAUCACUCUAAUCAUCGCUGUUGAUUGGUUCCUAGAUCGGUUGCGCACGACCACAAAUGUUUUGGGAGACUCUAUUGGCGCUGGAAUUGUGGAGCAUCUGUCACGUCAUGAGCUAGAUUCUAUAGACGCUGAGAUUGGAAACUCUGUGGUGGAGGAGAACGAGACCAAGAAAUCUUACCAGCUCAUCUCUCAGGAGAACGAUUGCGUGAGCGCCAAGAUCCCCGACGGCGAGACCAAAAUGUAACAGAGUUUAUUCCUGGAGUUUUGAUGUGUGAAAUUCAUCUCAAAUCUUUUUAUAACGCUGUCAAAGACGCGUACAGAUGCGUUGUGAAGUCCAGCAGAUAUGAACGUGUGAAGAGUUUAAAACACUUGUUUUGUAGAUGUAGUGAAAUCCUUUUGUGUUAGAUAUCCAAAUUCAUCUAGAUGCAGGUUUGGUUGUGUUUUGUUCCAAAGAAAUGGAAUACUGUCAAGAAAAACAUUCGUGAUGAGGUUUUCAAAAAUCAUAUGUUUUGUUGUGCAUUCCAGUUAAUAUCAAUCAAACUGCAGUUGGUUUGUUUUGAAUUAAGCCAUAAGAACUCAAAAAAUACAGCUGACUAAUACAAGAAAACAAUGAUAAAAUAAUAAAAAACAUGAUUUUUUAAAAUUGAACCAAACUCUUUUUAUGUGGUUAAUGGUCCAGGUUCGAACCACUCAUAGCAUUUAUACAUUGAUAUCAGCUGAUGUCAGGAUUUCAAGACUUUAUAGAUGUUUGAAUACAGAAUAAAAGAAUGUUUAAAUAUAAAA
Messenger RNA from Triplophysa dalaica, 2345 nucleotides. It is a transcript of the gene slc1a3a, whose product is annotated as solute carrier family 1 member 3a. Gene Ontology annotation, molecular function: neutral L-amino acid transmembrane transporter activity; L-glutamate transmembrane transporter activity; glutamate:sodium symporter activity. Gene Ontology annotation, cellular component: plasma membrane. The record is from RefSeq and is a predicted model, not a curated record. Gene Ontology annotation, biological process: L-aspartate import across plasma membrane; L-glutamate import across plasma membrane; D-aspartate import across plasma membrane. The coding region runs from base 193 to 1806 and encodes 537 amino acids. The transcript has 10 exons. Lineage: Eukaryota; Metazoa; Chordata; Actinopteri; Cypriniformes; Nemacheilidae.